Molecule: messenger RNA, 778 nt
Organism: Castor canadensis (American beaver)
Lineage: Eukaryota; Metazoa; Chordata; Mammalia; Rodentia; Castoridae
Gene: Magohb
Product: mago homolog B, exon junction complex subunit
Biological process (GO): RNA splicing
Cellular component (GO): exon-exon junction complex; catalytic step 2 spliceosome; nucleus
Source: RefSeq, a predicted model, not a curated record
GUGACGUCACUGCCAGGCUCCUGGAGGCACUUUGGCCUCGUUUUCGGCGGGCUUCCCGGGAACAAACAAUGGCUAUGGCAAGUGAUUUCUACCUGCGCUACUACGUAGGGCACAAGGGCAAGUUUGGACACGAGUUUCUAGAGUUCGAGUUUCGGCCGGACGGAAAGCUUAGAUAUGCCAACAACAGCAAUUACAAAAAUGAUGUCAUGAUCAGAAAAGAGGCGUAUGUUCACAAGAGUGUAAUGGAAGAACUGAAGAGAAUCAUUGAUGACAGUGAAAUCACAAAAGAAGAUGAUGCUUUGUGGCCACCCCCUGACAGGGUUGGUCGGCAGGAGCUUGAAAUUGUAAUUGGAGAUGAACACAUUUCUUUUACCACAUCCAAAAUUGGUUCUCUCAUUGAUGUAAAUCAGUCAAAGGAUCCUGAAGGCCUUCGAGUAUUUUACUAUUUGGUACAGGAUUUGAAAUGUUUAGUUUUCAGUCUCAUUGGAUUACACUUCAAGAUUAAACCAAUUUAAAUUGUAUGUUUUUGAAGUUGUUAAUUUAUUUAAUUAAGGGAUGGGUAAGGGAGGGUUUCUUUGUCUUUUAUAAUUUGUGGAUUUUUACAUAUGUGAAACAGUUUUUUUGUAUGUAAACUGAGUAUAUGAAAAUAAGUAAAUAUGCUUAAUGAUUUUCCUCACUUGGGUCCAAGUGGGUUAGACAGAACCCAUACACAUUAAAUUCUGUAAAUAAAAGUCACUUUUGUUGAAUUUUGCUCUAAUAAAACAUAUCAAAGCCUGAA